ACGUGAAUGAUUAAUCAGCUCUUGCAACACCUGUAUUUCUUGUAUUUCUUUUUCAAGAGCUAUAAAUUGCCAUCUAAGCAAGCAGGGUUUUCGAAUCCUACAACGUGCUCUCAGAAAGCUCAUUUGAGAGCCACAUAAGGAGAGUAGAUUUCUGUUUCCAGCUUAGAGUUCGAGGCAGCCCAGGUAUUAAUUAUGAUGGCAGUUUUGCUUCACUUUGGAGUACUGAUAGCAGCAUUCUUAAGUAGCCACGUGGAAGGAAAGAGGGAUCCAAUACUGUACUGUGGAGCCUGCAGGGCAUUGGUAGAUGAGCUGCUGUAUGAAAUUAGAAAAGUUAACCCAAAGAAGACCGUUGACGUAGGGUCAUUCAGGAUAAGUCCAGAUGGAACACAAGAACAGAAUAAGGUACCCUUAGCAAAAUCUGAAUUGUACUUGACGGAAGUUUUGGAAGAAGUAUGUGAAAAAAUGAAUGAUUAUGGACUCUACGUGGACCCCACAACUCAGGAAAAAUCAUAUAAAAGAUUUGCUCCUAGAGAUAACGAGGGAAUUGGUUCAGUGGAUUUCAAGAAUUUCCAGUUCAAUCCUGAAGAGUCAAACUCUUUAAAAUAUGCGUGUGAACGAGUAGUAGAGGAGCAUGAAGACGAAGUGUUAUCAGUUAUCACCAAGGAGACUGAUAAUCUUGCUGACAAGCUGUGCACUGAGGAAACAGGUCUUUGUAAAGAAUCCCUGCACAAUGAAUUGUAAAAGGUUUUGCAACUUUUCCAGAGCCUGCGAUCAUAAAUCUGAACACUAAAAAUUUCUGACAUUAUAAAGUAUUUUUUAAAUCUGGUCACGUUUUCUAGAAGUAUUAUGUCCUUAUGUGAAUCAAUGAUUAGACAUUUAAUACAACUGGUCCAAAGCUUUGUUGUUGUUUUUUGUAUCUUUCUGCAUACUGAAGAACUUCAAGUUGAACCUUUUUAUGUAGUACUGCUCUCAAAAUCUUUCAGCUGUAUUCGAAGAUUAAAAAGUGCCCUUUAAAAA
Xenopus laevis (African clawed frog) is the source of this 1017-nucleotide messenger RNA. RefSeq names its product canopy FGF signaling regulator 1 L homeolog (gene cnpy1.L). Bases 193 to 741 code for a protein of 182 amino acids. Gene Ontology annotation, cellular component: endoplasmic reticulum. The record is from RefSeq and is a predicted model, not a curated record. The transcript is spliced from 6 exons. Lineage: Eukaryota; Metazoa; Chordata; Amphibia; Anura; Pipidae.